UUAGGCUAUUAACGGCAGGCUCGGAAGGUGCGUCCCGUGCGGGGAGAGUGAGUCGCGUGGGGACUAGGAGCAAGCAAGUGCGCGUCUGCGCGACUUUGCUUCCCAGCGCGUACGCGCCUAUUAGCGUUACCCGGGCUGGUUUGUAGACCGACUUGGUAAGGUGGGCCGGCCUUGUUUUGGGGCUGUGAGCAGGCCAGGUCUGCCUGGUGUGUUGGCCCAGCUAAGACGGAGGAAGGAUUUUAAAAAUAAAGUCCACUUUUGGCUCCCUCAAUGAAUGUCCAAUCUUAUUCAUAUUCGUAAUACUAUAUAUCUUGACUCCCAACUAUUCGCUGACGAGGCUCGCUGGCUUAGUCCAAUCAGCUGAGUAAGCAUCUAGGACCCACAUAUCAGUGGGUAAAUCAUGUCGUCGGUCGACGUACAGUGGAAUGAUCUGGACCGUUCAUACCUGCUGCAAGAUCGAUCGAGAUGAAUUCGAGAGAAUGAAUAUGCAUUGCUUCUUGCACAUAAAUAAGCAUAUGCAUGGCGCGAAUAUUUCAGUGAAGUGGACGCGAAGAAACGAACCCCACACCACCACAUGCAAUCGAAAGACAGCUAGAAAUGGGGGGCAAUGGCGGCGGCGGCGGCGGCGAUGGCGUGACGGUGGUUGGGCGGGCGGAGAUCGACAUGAGGGCGCCGUUCCGGUCGGUGAAGGAGGCCGUCGUCCUCUUCGGCGAGAAGGAGACGCCUCUGCUCGCCGGUGAUGGUGAUGUUCAUGGACCUGGACUACAUCGCCUCCGAUUAAUGAAUCGUGCCGCCACAACGCCGCCGGCAAUAUGGCCAACAUUUAGCCAACAGCAAGUCUCCGGCGGGGUCGUCGCCGUGACCCGCCACGUGCCGGCGGAGCUGGAGGAGGCGAGGCAGGAGCUGGAGAAGGAGCGGUCCGAGAAGCAGAAGAUGGCCGGCUGCAUCCUCUCCCUGCAGGAGGAGCUCAGCAACGCCAUGAGCGAGCUCAACAAGAUCAAGGCACGCGACGACGUCGGCGACGGCGACGGUGGCGAGGCGGCCGCCAAGGUGAUCGACCUGCAGGUGGAGGACCUCAAGUUCGUCGAGAUCGACGACGACAAGCCACAGCCGCGCCAGCAGUCGCCGUCCCCCGGCGAGUUCCAGAAGAGGAGGUACGUGACGUUCGCCGACCCGCCGCCGCCGAUGGCAUCAGCGUACGACCGCGCGCCACCGCAGGCGCCAUUGCCGGACGUGGUGAUCGAGCUGCGCCAUCGUCACAACCACAGCAGCACACCCUCGCCGCCGCAGCUCCGCGAGGUGCGGUUCAUGAGGCAGAUGUCGGCCAGCCAUGGCAUGAUGAAGGCGGCGGCGGUGGCAGCGGUCGAUCAAGAGGGGAGAAAGAAGAAGAAAUCGUUGAUUCCUCUGGUUGGAGCAUUGUUCAUGAGGAAGAAGAAGAGCAGCAGCUGCAGCUGCCACAACGACGACUCGGCGCUCAACCCGCGCACCUCCUUUUGAUCCUACCCGUCCGAUUGUUGCAUCGGACGCUUCUCCACCGUCGGAUAUAUUGAAGUACAAAAUACAUAUACGGUAUUUAUAUACGAGUAUAGUAUACUACUCCCUCGUAUGUGUGCGAGCGUACACGUACGUACACCAUGAUGCUUGCUUAUUUUGGAUCAUUAAUAAAUAAACUUGAGCUGUAAUAUACAAUGGAUAUAAUUUGUUUGUA
Messenger RNA from Oryza sativa Japonica Group (Japanese rice), 1708 nucleotides. RefSeq names its product WEB family protein At1g75720. Gene Ontology annotation, cellular component: cytosol. The record is from RefSeq and is a predicted model, not a curated record. NCBI's taxonomy places the organism in Eukaryota, Viridiplantae, Streptophyta, Magnoliopsida, Poales, Poaceae. Gene Ontology annotation, biological process: chloroplast avoidance movement; chloroplast accumulation movement.